Molecule: messenger RNA, 1002 nt
Organism: Sugiyamaella lignohabitans
Lineage: Eukaryota; Fungi; Ascomycota; Dipodascomycetes; Dipodascales; Trichomonascaceae
Exons: 1
Coding region: 1-1002 (333 amino acids)
Cellular component (GO): mitochondrion
Molecular function (GO): delta(3,5)-delta(2,4)-dienoyl-CoA isomerase activity
Source: RefSeq, a predicted model, not a curated record
AUGACCGACUACUCUUCGUAUAAAUACUACCGAGUGACCAAACCCGCUGAAUUCGUGCUUCACGUCGAGUUCAACCGACCCAAGGUCAGAAACGCAGUUCACCGAGAUUCAUACCUCGAGUACCACAACAUCUUCCAGAAAGCAGAUAUCGACCCUGAUGUACGAGUAGUGCUUCUGUCUGGAGUCGGCAGUGCAUUCUGUGCUGGCCUGGACGUCAAAUCGUCCCAAUUCCCCUCCGAGACCGACGAAACUUCCCGCAAGGGCAUUCAGAUUUAUCGACACAUCAAAGAAUUCCAGAACGCCAUUCAUGCCCCAUACAAACUGAGUAAACGUAGGUGUCUUUUUGCCUCCGGUGGCUGGGGCGCCGCCCCAGACCCCGCUGCUCCUCUCGCUUCGCUCGAGUCGGGACGUCUACGGUCCCAGCAUCUCCUGCGAAGCAGGAGCUACGGGGUCUGGGGCGGAGCCCCAGCCGCCGGAGGCAAAGGCCCAGGACCAGAUCUAACAGAUGCAGCUGUCAUUGCCGUGGCCCAUGGUGCUUGUGUUGGCCUGGGAAUCGAUAUUAUAUCUGCAGUCGAUAUCAGAUAUGCUUCGCGAGAUGCCAUUCUGUCAGUUCGUGAAGUUGUUAUUGGCAUGGCUGCUGAUAUCGGCAGUUUACAGAGACUCCCUCGUAUUGUCGGAAACACUAGCUGGUUGAAAGAAGCGACGUAUACUGGCCGGGAUUUCUCUGCUGAUGAGGGCAAAGAGCAGGGUUUGAUCUCAAAGGUCUUUGAUACCAAGGAACAGGCUUUGGAAGGCGCUCUGGCUCUCGCCAAGGAUAUUGCUGAGAAAUCGCCAAUAGCUGUUUACGGUUCUAAGAGAUCUCUCAAUUAUGCCAAGGAACACAGCAUUGAAAGCGGACUCGAUCAGAUUGCCGAAUUUAACGGUCAUGGCCUGGGUGAGGAUUUCGUCAAUGGCAUCAUGGCUGCCUUUUCAAAGAGCAAACCUCGCUACGAGAAGUUGUAA